CCCGCUGCCGCUCCGCUCCGUUCCGCCGUUCGCUCGGUUCGCACGGGCACGGGCUUCACCACAGUCGGGCCUAGGACAAGGCUCCCGAGUUUGCCUCCCGAAGUCUUUGUUUUGAGAAUGAACUUGCCAAACAAGUGUCACAGUAUCGAAUCUAUUCCAAGUGGUCUAGCUCACUGUCUUUAAAUCGACGUCGUCUCGAGGUGUCCGCGGAAAGCCUCGGAACAAUUUGAAAUGUCGUCUCCGCCUACACCUAAUGCUCCUGGUGGCUCUCCACCCCUCACAUCAAUAUCUCCUCCACAAAUGAAUGGCACGAUCCCACAUGCUGGACCCUAUUCCAUUCUGUCCAAGAACUUUGGUUGUGGGCCCAUCAAUGAUGAUAGCACGUGGCCAGGCUCAGGGCAGUCCACGGUUCCGGGGUCGCAGACUUCCACAUCCCCUGAUAUUGCUCCUCCAGGUGGACCACCUGUCGCCCCAGCUGGGGCUGUCGGUCCACCAGCUGCAGUUGCCCCACCUGGAGCUCUAGGACCUGCCAACCAACCCAAUCCACCACAAGCACCAGAACUUCCUAUGUUCAACUGCCCCAGACGGCCAAAUCUAGGUCGCGAUGGACGAACCAUUCUGUUGCGUGCCAAUCACUUUCAAGUCACUAUGCCUCGUGGCUUUGUGCACCACUAUGAUAUCAACAUACAACCAGACAAAUGUCCUAGAAAAGUUAAUCGUGAAAUUAUUGAAACUAUGGUACAUGCCUACAGUAAGAUUUUCGGCACACUUAGACCGGUCUUUGAUGGACGGAACAAUUUGUACACAAGAGAUCCCCUACCGAUUGGAAAUGACAGAGUAGAAUUAGAGGUGACCUUGCCUGGAGAGGGUAAAGACCGUGUUUUUCGUGUUAAUAUCAAGUGGGUUGCACAAGUGUCACUCUUCGCUUUAGAAGAGGCUCUUGAAGGUCGCACAAGGCAGAUCCCAUAUGAUGCAAUUUUGGCUUUGGAUGUUGUUAUGAGACACUUACCAUCAAUGACAUACACACCAGUGGGUAGAUCAUUUUUCUCAUCCCCAGAUGGAUAUUAUCAUCCACUAGGUGGAGGCCGAGAGGUGUGGUUUGGUUUUCAUCAGUCUGUUCGACCAAGUCAAUGGAAAAUGAUGCUUAACAUUGAUGUUUCUGCAACUGCAUUUUAUAAGGCUCAGCCUGUUAUUGAGUUUAUGUGUGAGGUACUUGACAUCAGAGAUAUCAAUGAACAGAGGAAGCCGUUGACUGAUUCUCAACGUGUGAAAUUCACCAAAGAAAUAAAGGGCCUGAAAAUUGAAAUAACUCAUUGUGGCACUAUGCGACGCAAGUACAGAGUUUGUAAUGUUACUCGUCGGCCAUCACAGAUGCAGUCGUUCCCCUUGCAACUGGAAAAUGGUCAAACUGUUGAAUGUACAGUUGCUAAGUACUUCCUUGACAAAUAUAAAAUGAAGCUACGGUACCCUCAUCUACCCUGUCUUCAAGUCGGUCAAGAACACAAACAUACCUACCUACCACUGGAGGUGUGCAACAUUGUUGCUGGUCAGCGUUGUAUCAAAAAGCUGACUGAUAUGCAGACUUCAACCAUGAUUAAAGCUACUGCCAGAUCAGCACCCGACAGAGAACGAGAAAUCAACAACUUAGUUCGCAGAGCUGACUUUAACAAUGAUGCCUAUGUACAAGAGUUUGGAUUGACGAUCUCAAACCACAUGAUGGAAGUCCGUGGCCGUGUCUUGGCCCCUCCAAAGCUUCAAUAUGGGGGAAGGCCGUCUUCCUCUUCACAGUCGUUGUCAGCAUUAUCUGGACAAAUUAGUGGACACAUUGGCAUGGCUAAACAGCAAGCUCUGCCAAUUCAAGGAGUCUGGGACAUGCGUGGAAAGCAAUUCUACACUGGUGUGGAAAUCCGGGUUUGGGCCAUUGCCUGUUUUGCUCCACAACGAACAGUCAGAGAAGAUGCAUUAAGGCUGUUCACCCAGAAUCUUCAAAAGAUAAGUAAUGAUGCUGGGAUGCCAAUUAUUGGACAACCUUGUUUCUGCAAGUAUGCUACCGGGCCAGAUCAGGUAGAGCCUAUGUUCAGAUACUUGAAAACUACUUUCCAAGCCCUUCAGCUGGUUGUGGUUGUAUUACCAGGAAAAACACCUGUUUAUGCUGAAGUAAAAAGAGUGGGUGACACAGUUAUGGGUAUGGCAACUCAAUGUGUUCAAGCCAAGAAUGUGAACAAAACAUCCCCCCAAACAUUGUCAAACUUGUGUCUCAAGAUUAAUGUGAAGCUGGGUGGCAUCAAUAGCAUUCUAGUGCCAAGCAUUAGACCUAAAGUGUUUAAUGAGCCUGUCAUAUUCCUUGGCUCAGAUGUCACUCAUCCGCCAGCUGGCGACAAUAAAAAACCAUCCAUUGCAGCAGUUGUUGGAUCAAUGGAUGCCCACCCAAGCAGGUAUGCUGCUACUGUUCGAGUACAACAGCAUCGCCAGGAAAUUAUUCAAGAGCUGAGUUCCAUGGUGCGGGAGCUUCUUGUUAUGUUCUAUAAGAGUACUGGUGGUUAUAAACCACAUCGUAUCAUUCUGUACCGAGACGGUGUAUCAGAAGGUCAAUUCCUAGCAGUACUCCAACAUGAACUGACAGCUAUUAGAGAGGCUUGUAUAAAAUUAGAAGGAGAUUACAAACCGGGUAUUACCUUUAUUGUUGUUCAGAAAAGACAUCACACAAGAUUGUUCUGCUCUGACAAAAAAGAGCAAUCUGGGAAAUCUGGCAACAUUCCAGCUGGAACAACUGUGGAUGUUGGUAUCACUCAUCCUACUGAGUUUGAUUUUUACCUGUGCAGUCACCAAGGCAUCCAAGGCACAAGCCGUCCAAGUCAUUACCAUGUCUUGUGGGACGAUAAUCACUUUGACUCUGACGAACUUCAGUGCUUAACGUACCAGUUAUGCCACACAUACGUUAGAUGCACACGCUCUGUUUCCAUUCCUGCCCCUGCCUACUAUGCCCACCUUGUUGCCUUCCGUGCACGGUAUCACUUGGUUGAGAAAGAACAUGACAGUGGAGAAGGCUCCCAUCAAUCAGGUUGCAGUGAAGAUAGAACGCCAGGUGCAAUGGCUAGAGCCAUUACAGUGCAUGCUGACACGAAGAAGGUCAUGUACUUCGCGUAAUUGUUCUGUGUUAAUUUUAGGAUUUCUUACCUUAUUGACUAAUAUCAGCAGAUGACUUCAUCACUCUCCUCUGAUGUUAAAUCUUUUCUUCCCAAAGUCACGCAGAGAACCUAUAUUGAAAUCAUUAUUGUACAUAAUUUCCCAUUUUAUUCAUUAACUCAUUUAUUGGCUAAGCCACAAGGGUGAAACUACAUUGUACCAUAUCGGUCUAGGGUUCACAGUGACUGAAGGAAUGUUAUGCUACUAUCCAAAUGUUUGUAUACAUAAUUAUUUUCUUCCUUUUUGUGCUGAUUUGUUGAAUGCACAAUUUAUAUUCAGUGAUUGGAAUUUGCUUCUAAAUACAAGAAAUGAAGAGUUUUGUUAGUCUGUCUUCAAGAUAGGCUGGUGGAAUUAAUAAUCGACUAUGCUAAUUCAUUAAAUAGUUCCAUCUGUGAGCUAUUCUUUCAUUACCUUCAAUGUGUACCUUAGCCUUUCUUUGUGUUCUGGUAAAUUUACCUUUGUAAAUGUCUCCUGACUUUCAAUCACAAAUAUUUAUAGUAUAUAUUUCAUGUAAGAACUACUUUAUGUAUUUUGUGGAGGUACAAUAUAAGUUCUGUAACACCUUCCAGGUUUUGUUGGCCACUAGUAAUUACUUGUAAUUAAGAAAGUAUGGGAUAUAUCAUGCUGAUUUGGAUGCCGUACCUUAUGAAGAUGAACUGUACUGAUUAAAAUGGUGUAUUUUUUUUUUUAGUAUCUACUAAGAAAACGAGGCAUCAACAUUUUAGUAAGUUUCAAUGUGAAAGGGCAAGUAAUCUUAAGCUAUGUUUCAGUUGAAAGAAAUCAUUAAUUUUACUGCUAGACAUAAAAAUGGAAUCUUUUCUUUGAUAGAUGUGUAUAUAUUUGAUAGAUAUGCUACUUAGUUUAUGUUAACAGUAGCUGUAUGCUGUGCCACAAAUCGCUGUAUGUGGAUUUCUGCAUCAAAUCCAUGGGAUUUUUUUCAUGUGUGUUUGUGGUCUCCACAGAGUUUAUUUGCUUCUAAUCAUGUUUGACUCUCAUUUAUUAGAAGGGAUAUAGAACCCUUAUAGAUUUUUAUCAAAUUGGACCUCGUAAUCAAUCAAAGGUACCGUAUUUACUUAAACUCAUGAGCCACUUUUUCCUGUUUUAUGUCCAUUGGUGAAUCAAUGCAGCAUCUCUAUUCAAGCUGUGGCUUGAUUUUUGCGCGGACAAGAUUCUUGUAAUGCAGUUACCAGUAUUUGACUUUUAUUUAUUUUUUAUGAAUGCUUCAGUUAACCAAUAAAUCACUUCACGUUUUCA
This is a messenger RNA of Frankliniella occidentalis (western flower thrips), 4440 nucleotides long. It is a transcript of the gene AGO1, whose product is annotated as protein argonaute-2. Lineage: Eukaryota; Metazoa; Arthropoda; Insecta; Thysanoptera; Thripidae. Gene Ontology annotation, molecular function: RNA binding; protein binding. The transcript has 18 exons. The record is from RefSeq and is a predicted model, not a curated record. Bases 232 to 3147 code for a protein of 971 amino acids.